AUGAGGGUUAGAAAGAAGACUUCCAAGAGGGUAUCAACUCGAAUGAGGGAGGGUAUCAAAAAGAAGGCAGCUGCUCAAAAUCGUAAAGAUAGAAAACUGGCUAAGAAGGAUGUAACUUGGAAAUCAAGAGUACAGAAAGACCCAGGUAUUCCAUCUAAUUUUCCUUAUAAGAAUAAAAUAUUAGAGACAAUUGAGCAGAAGAAAAGAUUGGAUAUGGAGGAGAGAGAGCGUAAGCGAGCGGAAAGGAUAGAAGCCAAGCGUUGUUCUGUCGAGGAAAGAGCCGAGAUGUCGGAUGGUGAGGGCAUGGAAGACGCUGAGGAUGGGGCCACUGGGUUGGAGGCUCUUAUGGAAUCAGCUCAAAGAGCAGCCAAAGAAUAUGAUGGUUCUGAUGACAUGGAUUUAAGGGAAGAGGACUUGUCUGUGACAGAAUAUGAUGUAAACUUUUACGAGGAUUCAGAAGAAGGAGAAUCUGAACUUGAGAAGUCCAGAAAGGCAUAUGAUAAAGUGUUCAAAUAUGUUGUUGAUGCAUCCGACGUUGUUCUUUAUGUAUUGGAUGCUAGAGACCCCGAAGGUACCAGGUCUAGAAAGGUCGAACAUGCUGUUUUACAAUCUCAAGGUAAAAGGCUAAUUUUGGUACUUAACAAGAUUGAUUUGGUUCCCCCAACUGUUCUAGAACAGUGGCUGACCUUCUUGAAGUCCAGUUUUCCAACUGUUCCAUUCCGGGCCUCUCCAGGUGCUACGAAUGCUUCUUCAUUUAACAAAAAGUUGACCCAAGCUGCAACUGCUAGUGGGUUAUUGGACUCCCUGAAAAUAUAUGCAAAUAACUCCAAUUUAAAACGGUCUAUCGUAGUUGGUGUUAUCGGUUAUCCAAAUGUUGGUAAAUCCUCAGUUAUUAAUGCCUUAACCAGUCGCAAAGGUGGAUCUUCGAAAGCUUGCCCUGUGGGAAACCAAGCUGGUGUUACCACAUCAUUGAGGGAGGUUAAAAUAGAUAACAAGUUGAAGAUUUUGGAUUCACCGGGUAUCUGCUUCCCAGGUGAAUCCAGUAAGAAAGGUAAGACUGAACAAGAGGCGGAAUUAGCUCUACUAAAUGCUUUACCACAUAAAUAUAACAUUGACCCAUAUCCUGCGGUUUUAAAGUUGAUUAAAAGACUAUCACAGAGCGACGAGAUGACCUCGAGUUUUAAGGCUUUUUAUGAAAUUCCUCCAAUCGCAGCAUCAGAUCCAGACCAAUUCACAAAGCAGUUCUUAAUCCAUGUUGCACGUAAAAGGGGAAGGCUAAGUAAAGGUGGUAUUCCUAAUCUAUCAAGUGCGGGGAUGUCGGUGUUGAAUGAUUGGAGAGACGGAAAGAUUUUAGGCUGGGUCUUACCAAACUCCUCUAAGGCAUCAGCCACUGAAGUCGAUAAACAGAAAGAGACAUUAGGCACUGGCGCUACGCAUGCUCCAAAGAAAGUGGAGCAAACAACUAUUGUUCAACAGUGGUCCAAGGAAUUUGAUCUUGAUGGCCUAUUUACUUCCUUAGAUAAAGCUGUUCAAGCUAGCAACGAAGAUGCUCUAAUGAAAGAAUAA
This is a messenger RNA of Eremothecium cymbalariae DBVPG#7215, 1566 nucleotides long. It is a transcript of the gene NUG1, whose product is annotated as RNA-binding GTPase NUG1. The record is from RefSeq and is a predicted model, not a curated record. Gene Ontology annotation, cellular component: nucleolus. Bases 1 to 1566 code for a protein of 521 amino acids. Gene Ontology annotation, molecular function: GTP binding. Lineage: Eukaryota; Fungi; Ascomycota; Saccharomycetes; Saccharomycetales; Saccharomycetaceae. The transcript has a single exon.